AAGGCCUGUCACUGCUCGCUCCACAGCUAGCCUCCCGCUGCUUGUUAUUUUCUGCAACAAGAUGGCUGUCGUCCCUGAGAGCAGAGUCCUCACUUUCAGCGUUUUUAAAUGGAGCUCUUACUCCUCUACAUAUUUACCAGAGAAUAUCUUGGUAGACAAACCUAAUGAUCAGUCUUCAAGGUGGUCGUCUGAGAGCAACUACCCUCCACAGUUUUUAAUCUUGAAAUUGGAACGGCCGGCAAUCGUUCAGAGCAUCACAUUUGGGAAGUAUGAGAAGACUCACGUCUGCAACCUGAAGAAGUUUAAAGUAUUUGGAGGGAUGAGUGAAGAGAACAUGACAGAGCUUUUGUCCAGUGGCCUUAAGAACGACUACAACAAGGAAACAUUCACCCUAAAGCACAAGAUCGAUGAGCAGAUGUUUCCCUGCAGAUUUGUCAAAAUAGUGCCUCUGAUGUCGUGGGGUCCGAGUUUUAACUUCAGCAUCUGGUACAUCGAGCUGCAUGGUAUUGAAGAUCCUGACGUGGUGCAGCCCUGCCUUAACUGGUACAGCAAGUACAGGGAACAGGAAGCUAUCCGCCUUUGCCUCAAGCACUUCAGACAGCAUAACUACACAGAGGCCUUCGAGUCCCUGCAGAAGAAGACUCGGAUAGCACUGGAGCACCCGAUGCUCACACACCUGCACGACCGGCUGGUGCUGCAAGGAGACUUUGACGCGUGUGAGGAGCUCAUAGACAAAGCUGUCAGAGACGGUUUGUUUAACCAGUAUAUCAGCCAGCAGGAGUACAAGCCCAGGUGGAGUCAGAUCAUCCCUAAGUGCAACAAAGGUACAAGCGCCCAAGAAAUCAACCGAGACGACAUGAACAGUGACGGUGACGACAACAGGCCCGGGAUGAGGGGUGGACAUCAAAUGGUCAUUGACGUGCAAACCGAGACCGUGUACCUGUUCGGAGGCUGGGACGGCACACAGGACCUGGCUGACUUCUGGGCUUACAGCGUUCAGGAAAACCAGUGGGCAUGCAUCUCCAGAGACACAGAGAAAGAGAGCGGUCCGAGUGCUCGCUCCUGUCACAAGAUGUGCAUCGACUCUCAGCGGCGGCAGAUCUACACGCUGGGUCGAUACCUGGACUCCAGCGUCCGGAACAGCAAGUCUCUAAAGAGUGACUUCUACCGCUACGACAUCGACGCCAACACGUGGACGCUACUCAGCGAGGACACGUCGGCUGACGGAGGGCCGAAGCUGGUGUUUGACCAUCAGAUGUGCAUGGACUCGGAGAAGCACAUGAUCUACACGUUUGGCGGCCGCAUCCUGACAUGUAACGGCAGCGUGGAGGAGAGUCGGACGUCAGAGCCUCAGUUCAGCGGCCUGUACGCCUUCCACUGCCAGGCGGGGACGUGGAGCCUCUUACGGGAAGACUCGUGUAACGCCGGGCCGGAGGACGUCCAGUCACGCAUCGGACACUGCAUGCUCUUCCACACUAGAAACCGCUGCCUUUACGUGUUUGGGGGCCAGAGAUCAAAGACGUAUCUAAAUGAUUUCUUCAGCUACGACGUGGAUGGUGACCAUGUCGAGAUCAUCUCUGACGGCACCAAGAAGGACUCAGGCAUGGUGCCGAUGACAGGCUUCACGCAGAGAGCCACCAUCGACCCUGAGCUGAACGAGAUCCACGUCCUGUCAGGCCUCAGCAAGGACAAGGACAAACGGGAGGAGAACGUCCGCAACUCCUUCUGGAUCUACGACAUCGCCCGCAACAACUGGUCGUGUGUGUACAAGAACGAUCAGGCGGUGAAAGAAAACCCGAGUAAAGCUCUGCAGGAGGAGGAGCCAUGUCCGCGCUUUGCACACCAGCUGGUCUACGAUGAGAUGCACAAGGUGCAUUACCUGUUUGGUGGAAACCCCGGGAAGUCGUGUUCUCCUAAGAUGCGUCUGGACGACUUCUGGUCCCUCAAACUGUGUCGGCCCUCCAAGGAGUACCUGCUCCGACACUGCAGAUACCUCAUCAGGAAGUACAGGUUUGAGGAGAAAGCCCAAUCGGAGCCACUGAGUGCACUAAAGUAUCUGCAGAACGACCUCUCGCUCACGGUGGACCACACGGACCCGGAUGAGACCAAAGAGUUCCAGCUUCUGCCCUCGGCUCUCUUCAAGUCCAGCUCCGACUUCAUCCCUCUGGGUUUCUCUGACGUGGAUCAGACGUAUGCUCAGCGGACGCAGCUCUUCGACACGCUCGUCAACUUCUUCCCAGACAGCAUGACCCCCCCUAAGGGCAACCUAGUAGACCUCAUCACGCUUUAGCCCCUCCCACUCCGGACACACCACCCUCUCCUCUCACCUCACCUCACCUGCUGGAAUUACUGAACACCUUCCCAUCGCCGCACCUGAUGGGGACGGAGGACAAAGAGCCCAGUUAUUUUUCUAUUCCUGAACCCUGCUACUGGGACAACUCCUCACCUGGAGCCUCCUGCUGUUACCUGACGGUGAGGUAAACACACACUAACAACACUACGGUAUUUGGAUUGUGAGCGGAGCGCCACAUCAGCCUGACGUGUGUGUUACUCUCCCCCAAACAUCCCUCCUGGUUUUUUUUUUCUUGGUAAUGAAGAUUUCUUGGAGCACAGAGCUGCUCUAAACUCUGCCAAACAUCGCUUCUGUUUCUCAUCUUUACUUUGUUUUCCCCCCCUCGUUAGAAAAGUGAAGGCCAAAAAAAAAAAAAGAGGAGGAUUUGCAUUUGUUUGCAGUCUUUUUUUUUUCUUUUUUUAAGAGUUGUUCUUUUUUUCUUUUUUUUUAAAGAGUUGAUUUUUUUUUAAACUGUUGGAUUUGUGCUUUGUACCCACGCAAACGCCCACACAGUCGACCACAGGCAUCUGGAGCACAUCAGACAAAUGGAUUGUUGCACAACUUUCGUUCAAAAUCACAUGUCGUUAAUUCAUCCGAAGAAAGGAAAGUGUGAUCACGACAGAAGAACUUUUCAGUCUUGCACGGAUUUAAAAAAAAAGAAAAAAGAAAAUCUGUUCAUUUGGUAACCUUUCAGCAUCUGUCGUGCAACUUUUGAUUCGGUAAGUUUUGCUUUUCCCUGAAUGUGACGGCCAAAAAAAAGUCAGAAAUGUAAUUAUGGAGGAAUAAUUCUACGAGAUAGAGUUUAAUAUAUAUCUUGCGUAUAUCUCUUUUUUUGGUUUUCCCCGCCUAAACGUCCUCUGAAGGUUGGAUUUAAGUGAAAAGAUUUGAUUUUUUUUGUAAUGAACGGACUGUAACUGGUGUACAGAAAAUGUAAAUAUACAUAUAUGAACUCUCUGGAUUGAACAGAUUCUGUGCUCAGAUUUUGUUCUCUCUCAUCCCUCUUCAUAAAAAAAACAACAACAAUCAGGGUCCAUAUACAGCACCUCUAUAUAUAAUAACUUAACUAUUAUAACUUAUUGGGAAUACAUUCAAACGAAAGGUGUGUGAAUGAAGUGCUGCUGACAGAAAUACGUUUGAAGAUAAGAGUGGGGAAAGCUUUUCUUUGGGUCUAUUUAUCAUAAUGUGUGAACAUGAUUUUCAUUAAGUGUUGAUUCAUAGGUGUAAUUAUCCCCCCCUCCCCCAGUGUAUCUUUUUGUUUGUUCCAACACUUUGGUGCAGAAUGAAAUAUCUCGUCAUGUCCUGGGCGACUUGAGAUGAAAUUUGGUAUUUCAGUGAGUGAGAUUAUAAACGAGGAAUUAUUCUCAUUUUAGACGUUAACAAACGUUUGACCCAACCGCUUUAUGAACGAGCUAAUUAUUUGGCAUUUAGUUUAGCGCUUCACAAUGGAGAUGAAUCAUGGCAGCUCUACGUGCCGUAAAAUCUGAAGUCAGGCUGGCGGAGGUCUCCCUGCUUGCGAACACGUUAGACCAUCUGCACGCUUCCAGCUGAAAACGUUACCUCUGCUGCUUCCACGCCGUUUCGGGUUCUGUGUUUAUAAAUGCGCACUGCCCACUCAAAGUCUUCUUAUCGUCUUCCAUGACUCUCAGUUUGACCAUAACGGAUUGGGUUUUUUUGGGGGGGGGGCUUUUUGCCUUUAUUAGAAAGGACAGCUGAAGAGAUGAUGGGAGGAGAGAGAGAGGGGGAUGACGUGCAGCAAAGGGCCGAGGUCGGACUCAAACCCACGGGCGCUGCUAGGACGCCCAUAUCCUCUGUACACGGGGCGCUGCAAGUAUCAGAUUGUUUUUCAGUUUUAGUGUGAUCCAAACACUGUGAACUCUGAGCGGCUCUUUGCCUCGGGUGCAUCCGCUGCGACUGUUAACCAAAGCAUGUGUUUAUGUGUAACGUGCAGCAUCAAAUCGAUUCUUCGCAAAUGAACUAUGAUCUCCAGAGUUACAUCAUCAAAUUAGAAUGUGCACUGAGACUUUAAACCAGACGUGCAGCAGUUAACUGGAGCAUUUUAUGGACACUGAUUUACAUUUUUACUCUUGUUUUACAGUUAAAGCGCCCUGCUGGUGAUUUGCAGCAAUUCCCUAAAAUGACUAACAGCGUCUUUUAAAGGUUUGGGUGUGAAAGAAACGAGGCGCUCUGUGUUUGACGGGAAAUAGAAAACAUCAUCAGUUUUCAUGAGUGUGUAAUCAGCUGAAAUGAAGACGUGCGGUGCGUCUGAAGGAGCUUUUUUUAUUAUCGAGCGCUCAAGUUGAAAAUCUUUCAGCUUGUCAGAAUGACGCUGUUGACGUCACCGGCGCUCUUUUUUUUAAAAAUGAUAUUCCCCGUAGUAUUUCCCCCAACGGAUCAGGUCUUGUACUCACAUCCUCUUGGCUCCUCGUCUGAUCGGGAAUAUAAAACAGCAGCAGCGGCCGUUGUCAACACACUGUUGUCAUGCAGACAGGAUGUUUACUUCUCAGAGCGCAAACACUUCAUGCAGACACUACCGAGCGCACAGCCAACACUUUUCUGCCCGGAAAAAAACGCCAGGUAGAAACGCAGCCUAAGCUAUUUAUUUGUUUUUAAAACCUGUAGAGUCGCCCCCUGCUGGCCAUAAAAUAGAAUGCAGGUCAAAGACCCCUCCUGGAUUAGAAACCAAGAAGCUGUGUGCACAACUCUAUGAUUGUCUUUACCACUAAACCCUGCACACUGCUCCUUUAAGAAGAUGUGAUUUAAAGCUAAUGGGCUGAAAUGUACUGAACGAAGCCUGGUUUAGACUUCUGCAUCGGAUGAAUGCUGUAGCUACGCCGAUGUGAGCACUACAUAGUUGCGCGUUUGUGUCUGCGAGCUCUGCCUACAAACGCUAAUGGUCAGUUUUUGUUACAUCACUAGAUUUCGCUUCCACCACAUCCUCUGCUUGUUUGUGUGCAGGAAACCAUGGCAACCGAAAAAGAGCGUAUUAUGUUAGAGGUGGGGCUGAUAAAUAUUUUGCAGUAGUUGAUUUUCCUGGCUUGUAGCGUUCUUCCUUCUGCAGAUUUUUGAAAGCAGCAGCGGCAAAACCAGAAAUGUAAAUCCAGCCGUCCAAUCACAGGGCUUGCAGGUGCAUCGUUUGGAUCUGUAGUCAGAUUUUUGAGGAGGUGCACAUCGGGCUGUGUAUGUAGGCCUCUCCGUAGAAACAGGGCUACACGAUCCUAUGGCGUAUGCUUCGGCAGGAUUGAAUGCACCUCAUCUAUAAUCUCACAUCCUCAAUCACGUUGUCAUGGUUUCAAAUUCAAAACAUCAGUGUCUACACUACAGCAAAUGUCCUUUUUUAAAGAAGUGCAAUAAUCUCCUGCUGCGCCUAUCAUCACUUCUAAUAAUCUCAACCUCACAGGUGUGUUUCAGUAAUCUGCACGCGUCAUGUUCAUUAAGAAAAAGUUACAGAAAGGAGCCUGUUGUCCAGACAAGUCGAGUAAACCUGCAAAAUGUAACGAGACAGAUCUCCCUGGAAGGUCAGCAUCAUAUUUCUUGUUGUUUUUGUGCGUUUCAGUUUGUUUAGUUGGAGGAGGAGGAGGUGUUUCCCUUCAUGUUUCUGUUCCUCCAUGCCUCUUUGACCCCGGAGCAACAACAACAACAACAAAAAAUGGUGUUAAAACUCAGAAAAUGGAAUAACCAAGCAAGGGAUUAUUUAUACUUUGACAACAUUUAGGGCGCAUCACGCUUUGCCGUAGCAUUUUUUUUUCUCUCUCUCUCUUGUGCCAGAAGAAAACCGUGUUUAAAAAAUAAAUGAAAGCACCUUUGUAAAGAAGACAAACACAAUGCCAAAUACUUCUCUUGUUUUUGCUCCAUGAAACAGUGUUUGCUGGAUGAAAUGUUGUUCUAUUGUGAUGUUUUUCUCCAUCUCGCCCCCUCUCUCCGGACCCCCCCCCCCCCGGGUGGGCCCCUCGAGAGUCUAAAGGCUGGUACUCUCCGAUCAGUGAGCACUACUCUGUGGAAACAGUGAAUGUGUAGAAAGCCUUGUAGUAUUGCAUUGUAUGUAAUGUAUAUAAUGAAUAAAGAUUGUAUUUUGUUCAGGUUUUCCUAA
Molecule: messenger RNA, 6419 nt
Organism: Labrus bergylta (ballan wrasse)
Lineage: Eukaryota; Metazoa; Chordata; Actinopteri; Labriformes; Labridae
Gene: mkln1
Product: muskelin 1, intracellular mediator containing kelch motifs
Cellular component (GO): cytoplasm
Molecular function (GO): protein binding
Source: RefSeq, a predicted model, not a curated record